AUGGUAUCCUCUGCCUCACAACCCGCCCAUCUCGAAGAAGAACUGGAUCGCGCUCGCCAGACCAUACAGCAGCAGACCACCUACAUGGGUCACUUGCAAGACGAGGUCUAUGCCGCCAGGGCGUUCCUCGAGAUCCGCGAUACGUCCACGGAAAAGGCCAUAAUCGACAUCGUUGAGACCAUCAACUACGAUAUCCUGCAGGUCGCGAGUCUCCUCUUUGAUGAAGUCUCUCCCUCGCUCGCCGCGCGCUCGUCGUUCCAUGACGAUUGCGCUCUCUGUGCUACUUUCAAAUCUAACUUCGGCUCUUUUCGCUUCCUGGGCAACCCCGAUCCCGCUCUCAACGACGCGAAGGAUACGCUCCGUCUGAGCAUCAUUCAGGCCGCGUUUGUGAGCGUCUGUCACGACUACAUGCAGCCUUGGCAUGUCACGUCGCAGGGCAAAGCAGCUGGGGUCGCGAUUGAGGCGUUCAUGAAGGACCUUAGUGCUUCGAUGUUAGAUGAAGAGGAGCAAGCCAUUUCGGGAAACUGGAGGGCUCUCACUCAUCGCCACGCGUCUCGCCUUAUGGCGCCCCUCGGGCCGGCUGGACAGGAUGCCAUGCUGAAGGACUUGCACUCCUUCUUGCUCCCUGUCUGGCACGUCUUCGGGUUAAGCGCAGAGGCGAUUUCCGCUUCUCAAGAUGCCGCGCGCGACGCCUGCAUGUUUCUGAUCAAGGAGGUGUUGCGCUUUAAGCGUGAGGCCGCUCAGCGUGUCGUCUCGUCCGAGCUCCAGCCUUUCAUGCCGUUGCGAGGUACUCUGGCAGAUGAGAGGGUCAUGCAAUUGUAUUUCACCACUCCUGCAGCCGCCGCGCGUGUGAAUGAGCUCGUGGAGUGCUGCGUUGGACUCGGUUUGCGCCGCACGACGCGUACUUCCCGUGGAGUCGAGGUGACGAACCUCUUGCGCGCACAAGUUGUGCCGAGCUCGUUCAUCCUGUUCCCCCUCGCUGACUGA
Messenger RNA from Peniophora sp. CBMAI 1063, 987 nucleotides. The record is from the annotation of a GenBank genome assembly. Lineage: Eukaryota; Fungi; Basidiomycota; Agaricomycetes; Russulales; Peniophoraceae.